UGAUGAAAGGUGAUAACCCGGAGAGGGUAUCCACUGUCUUUGACAGGGUUGUACGAUUGAGUUGUUAAAUUUCUUGGAAUUUCUUCAAGCGAGAGCGGUUUCUCGCAUAAUAUCUCGUCUGUCUGCGAAGCAUUAGCGAAAACACAAAUGUGAAAUUGAAAAUGAAGAGUGAACUCGCGACAUGGUCAACUUAACCCUGUCUGACCGAAUCGAACGACUGGGCGGGAGGGAACUAGGGGGAGAAAGAGAGAGAAAGAGAGAAAAAGGACGUAUGUGAAACAAGUAUAAAACUUCGCAAGUUGGAAACAUUUGAGCGUAAAGAAGAGAAAAUCAACUGCUGCAAUUUCUAGUAUUUAUAGUUGAAAGUCAAUAGAAAGCUAACAUGUUCAGUUGGCUGAGUCGUGAAGAGAAUGGCAAGCAAGACCUCUUUGAAAAUGUUACCGAUGGACUCAAGAGGAUAUACAAGUCCAAGUUAUUGCCAUUGGAGCAACAUUAUCAAUUUCACGAUUUUCACUCGCCGCAAUUGGACGACCCAGACUUUGAUGCAAAACCCAUGAUCCUCCUGGUCGGUCAAUAUUCCACUGGCAAAACUACAUUCAUCAAGUAUCUACUUGAAAGGGAAUUUCCUGGCAUUAGAAUCGGACCAGAGCCUACUACAGAUCGAUUUAUAGCCGUUAUGUAUGAUGAGAAGGAGGGUGUCAUUCCUGGAAAUGCUUUGGUUGUAGAUCCGAACAAACAGUUCAGACCGCUUUCAAAGUUUGGCAAUGCGUUCUUAAAUAGAUUUCAAUGUUCGACGGUAGCUUCUCCUGUCUUAAAAGGUAUAUCUAUAGUGGAUACUCCAGGUAUAUUAUCCGGUGAGAAACAACGAGUCGACAGGGGAUACGAUUUCACUGGUGUUUUAGAAUGGUUUGCCGAGCGCGUAGAUAGAAUUAUAUUGUUAUUCGAUGCUCAUAAACUCGAUAUAUCGGACGAAUUUCGUAGAUCUAUCGAAGCCUUACGCGGACACGAUGAUAAAAUUAGAAUCGUUCUCAAUAAAGCUGAUAUGAUAGACCAUCAGCAACUCAUGAGAGUAUAUGGUGCGUUGAUGUGGUCAUUGGGAAAGGUGUUGCAAACACCUGAAGUAGCCAGAGUUUAUAUCGGCUCAUUUUGGGAUCAACCAUUAAGAUACGACGUUAAUAGAAGAUUAUUCGAGGAUGAAGAACAGGACUUGUUCAGAGAUAUGCAAUCGCUGCCAAAAAAUGCUGCGUUAAGAAAACUAAACGACUUAAUUAAAAGAGCGCGUUUAGCGAAGGUGCACGCGUACAUAAUAAGUGCGUUACGAAAAGAUAUGCCGAGUGUAUUUGGUAAGGAUACCAAGAAGAAAGAACUGAUAAAGAACCUGGGCCAGAUUUACGAUCAAAUCCAAAGAGAACAGCAGAUUUCACCGGGCGAUUUCCCAGAUCUGAAGAAAAUGCAAGAGUGCUUAGCGCAUCACGAUUUUAGUAAAUUUAAUCCCUUGAAACCCAAGUUAUUGGAAGUGGUGGAUAGGAUGCUCGCCGAAGACAUCGCGAAACUUAUGGCAAUGAUACCACACGAAGAAGUUACCAAAGUUCCGGAACCGCUUAUUAAAGGUGGUGCAUUUGAAGGUGUAGAAGAUCAAGUCAGCCCAUUCGGAUACAAGAGAGGAGAAGGAAUUGAUGCAGGAGCAGGUGAACCAGAAUGGAUUGUCAAUAAAGAGAGAUAUAAGUACGACAGUAUCUUCGAAUCGCUCGGACCACAAGACGGAAAGAUCACGGGGGCUGCGGCCAAGUCGGAAAUGGUCAAGUCCAAGUUGCCCAAUAGCGUACUCGGAAAGAUUUGGAAACUUUCUGAUAUUAAUAAAGAUGGAUUCUUAGACUCCGACGAAUUCGCCUUAGCUAUGCAUCUGAUCAAUGUAAAACUUGAAGGCUACGACCUGCCAGCCGAACUGCCAGACCAUCUAAUACCACCGUCGAAACGCGACAUAUAAUAUACAAUUUUCAUAUCGUAAUUUAUUACGUUUCACAAAACUGGCUACGUAUUUCAAGAUUCACAAAGGUAGGUUCACGGAUUCGCGAACGAUAAAAGUUAUACUUUUACAAUCGGCUGUAUUAUAUUAUAUAUUAUAUGUAUUAUUUCGAUAAUAUUAAGGCCGGGGUAUAUGUAUACGUGUAUAUGUAUGUGUGUGUGUGUGUGUUGUGUGUAGAUACAUAUACAUACAUGUACAUGUAUGUAUAACUUGCAAUUUUUGACAAGCGUCACUAUAAGAAUGAUCCUGAAUAGGUAUGUAUCCUGAAUAGGUUUGAUGUGUCAGAGUAAAAGGACACAUUAUUCCGUCUUGGUAAGCAUACAUCUGUGUCUUUCAAAUAAUACUUUUCCGAAAUAUCUAUGAGGAUUGCGUACUGUAUGCAUAUUUUGUGAUGCUCAGUCGCAUUUAUUUUUAAAAUAUUAAGUAGUUAAAUCAUUAUAAUUGAAACUUUGGCCUUGAUACUAUAUUUGAUGCUUUAUUCGACAUCGUGAGAUACUGGAUUACGGAAUAUGUCGCUGAACAUUGAAUAAGAGACUGCAUUAAAAUAUAUUAAAACGAAUAGUCUUUUCUUCUUAAAGGACAUGACAACACAGAAUGUUACUUGAAUGUUUGAUUAAACUUGAAUAAUAUGUUUGUAAGAUAAAAUAGAUUCGUACAAAUUUUAAUUAUUUAAACGAAGGACAAAAGUAUAUUUCACUUGCGAAGAAUAUAUUCAUCGAUAAGAAACUGUUACACACAUGUUUAGGAUAAGUGAAAUGUGUUUUCACAGUUUGAGUCAAAUCUUUUUAGAACAUUCUGUGUGUAAAACUGUAAAACGGUCGAGAAAAUGGAAAUAUGUAAGAAGAUGAAAGACUGGAUUAAAAACGCGUAGAUUUUAUACAUCUUAAAGGAAACGACGAAUAUAAAGUCUAAGAAGUUAUUUUUUCAUUAAUAAUUAGAGGAAUCAAUCCGGAUUUGUAUAACAACAAGAGAAUCUUUUGUCUUUUUAUACAAUUCUUGACCAACGUGAUUAAAAUAUGCUUGAAACUUUUUAUAGCAAAGAGAAUACUAUCACUCUCGCGUCCUUUUCUCGUUGUAUUAUUUUUAUACCCACGUUGCGUUUAAAGAACGAUACACACUACUUUCAGCUAAAAUUUUGAAGCUAUCCAUUCAGACUUGCAUUCAGCGGCCAAUGUUUGUUGCGUAUACUUAUAUUGUGCAAUCCUGCUAGAUUUGUAACUAUUAGAUUCCAUUUUUGCGAGAUACCGACCAAAGAUACGACGUUAGAAUUAUACAUGCAACAUCACGAACCUUUCAAAAGCUGUACUUGUAUUCAUAUUGUAUUCAUUGGUAAAUCUUACUUAUAAAAAUGUUUAUAUUAAAACAUUGGUCUUCUCCUACUUUAUUAAUUGUAAUGUUUAUAUGUAUUUGUUAAUCUUCCAGUACACGCAUACUGUAUAAAAUGACAAUGUUACUAUCUUGUUGAGCUCUCGAUUGCAUUUUUCUAUUUGCACUGCCUUCGCAUGUCGCGGAUUUAUGUGAUAUAAAAAAGUACAUUUGCAUUUGAAAGCUCUAUUUGCACUAUUCGGGGAAAUAUCUCAAAUUCAUAUUGAAAACAAAUGUAAUGUCAGAACAGCCGAAGUAACGUUAUUUUUUAAAUAAAUAACACGACAUGUAACAUAAGAUUUACACUCCAGCAGUUUAGAGAAAUAUGUAUCUUAUGUCUACAGAAUGUUGUGUUUUUUUCAGUCGAUACACAUUCCAACUUGAAACUCAUCGCG
Messenger RNA from Harpegnathos saltator (Jerdon's jumping ant), 3786 nucleotides. RefSeq names its product putative achaete scute target 1. The transcript is spliced from 7 exons. Gene Ontology annotation, molecular function: GTP binding; cadherin binding; calcium ion binding. Gene Ontology annotation, cellular component: cytoplasm; endocytic vesicle; plasma membrane. Lineage: Eukaryota; Metazoa; Arthropoda; Insecta; Hymenoptera; Formicidae. Gene Ontology annotation, biological process: protein localization to plasma membrane; endocytic recycling; endocytosis. Bases 383 to 1987 code for a protein of 534 amino acids. The record is from RefSeq and is a predicted model, not a curated record.